UGAAUGUAACGUAAUAUUAAUCGCUGUUAAUAAUAAAGGAAAUACUGUAUGAGGCGAGUUAGCUGGGUGACGUUAGCAUUGUUGACAGCCGCUACUGUAUAGUGAACGGUUUGAGCAUUGUUCGCAUUUGUUCAUUUGUGUAAUUGUCCGUUAAAUAUAAACUAGAAGCGGAUAAAUGCCACAUCUGCCUGUUGAAUGAAGUGCAUCCGGAUGCUUUUAGGUCCCAGCGAAAGGAUGGAAGAGAUGAAAACUGAGCCUGUGGAUUUUGUGAAGGAAUUUCAAGAAUACCUGACACAGCAAACCCAGCACGUCAACAUGAUCUCCGGCUCUGUUUGCGGAGAGAAACACUCAGCGGAGCCCUAUGAGGCCGUUGCCCCCCGGGGCGAGCAGAAUGGUCUGGACCCUCCCAACGGUGAGGCGAGCCUGUCGAUGGAGGAGGUCUCAGACGUGCAGAUGGACGGCCUGGAGAGGACCUGCGAUGGGAAGUACAAGUGCAGCUACUGCAGCUACGCCAACAAGGGCAUGGCCCGCUUAAUAGAGCACAUCCGAAUCCACACAGGUGAAAAGCCGCAUCGCUGCCAACUGUGCCCGUUUGCGUCUGCGUACGAGCGUCACCUGGAAGCCCACAUGCGCUCGCACACGGGCGAGAAGCCGUACAAGUGUGACCUGUGCGCCUUCCGCUGCAGCGACCGCAGCAACCUGUCGCAUCACCGCCGCCGCCGCCACAAGCUCCUUCCCACGCGCGUCGUCCGCUCUCCGUUCUCCAACAAGAGAAUGUUGAGCACGCUGCAGAAGAGGACGGGCUCGCUGGGCUUCAGCAGGCGGCUGCUCUUCAACUUCAGCCCUCCCUCCAUGGUGAUGCCAAAGGCGGAUUAUCUGGGUGACUUCACCCACAGAAUACAUCACCAUUUGAACGGCAAUGACUACAAGAACCCUCCCAAGCUCGACGACGGUGACAGCCGCAACAGCGGCGCUAAUGGUGUCGCUUUUAAUAACCCACUGGACCAGCUGUCCACACUUGCUGGCCAGUUGGCCAACCUCCACCCUGUAUCCCAGACUCCUGCUUCCCCAGACAGAGAGUCCUUAAAGGAUGUGAAGCCUGUGCUCAUACACCAGGUCUCUGGUGAGCAGGUUACAGUGUGUUCAAAUGGAGUCCAGACAUCCCCACCUAAUAAAGCUUCUCCCAGUUCAGACCAUGGAGACUGCAGUCCUGUUCCCAGCAUUAACAUUGAGAACAACAUUACCACUUUUACUGCUACUGUAAGCGACAGCCAGCCGAACACCCCCGCCCCCGCUCGGACCGCAUCGGACCAGCAGCCGCUGCAUAAAUGCCAACAUUGUGAUGUUCAUUUCUCCGACAACAUCCUCUAUACCAUCCACAUGGGCUGCCAUGGCUACGAAAAUCCGUUUCAGUGCAACAUCUGUGGACACGUGUGUGGAGACAAAUAUGACUUUGCGUGUCAUUUUGCCCGUGGCCAGCAUAAAAAGUGAUGCCUGUGGAGUCGUAAAAUGUUUUUUUCAACGUAUAAUUGUAUAGCAUUUUAACAUGAUGACACAGAUUCACAUUGUCAGCGUUUUUACAGUUUACCUCUGUUAACACUUACAGGUACGCUGCACUCCAGCAGUAUUUCUGCCUUACAACAUGGCAUCGUAACAUUUGGAGCAUAUUAUGGUGAAUAAUCUUCUGACCAGCUGUUUGUUUGAAAUCAUCAGUUUGUAAUGAGUUAGCAGAAAUGAUCUUGUAAUUUACUGCAACUUAUCCACCUAAAGCCUUCCUCUCAGUUAAAUUUGCUGGACCUUCACAUAUUGGUUCAUUUUCUGCACAAACGUAAGCCACUGACACUUGAUGUUGCCACUUUAUAUUGUUAAAUAUAACCCUUAAAACCUUUUUCUGACUAUUUAUGAAUGGUAAUGGUAAUCUUGCUAAAGUAGAUACUGUUUUUUGGUACAAAAUCUAAUUGCGCUGUAAACACUAGUGCAGAGGAGGCCAACCCUGGUCCUCAAGAGCCACAGUCCUGCUGGUUUUCCAACUUUCCCUGCCCCAGUUAAUACUGAUUACCUUGACCAGGUGUGUUCAGUCAAUCAGCAGCUGACUGACACCCGAUCAAGGUAAUCAGCAGGGAGAGGACCAGGGUUGGCCACCCCUGCACUACUGCCAAUGGAUAAUGUGAUGUACUGGUAUUUUAUUUUUUAUUUGUCUAAAAUAUUGGGUUAUUUAAUUUCUAGUAGAAGUUUUUAAUUUUGUGUAAAUCUGGGUAUAAAUUAACAAUGUAUUUAAUGUGUGAAAUAAGAUAUUUUGCCUUUUCAAUUCAGAUGUUAUCUGAUCAACUUUUCAUACAAUAUUGUCAAAAGCAAUGUAACUAACCACAACUCAGUGACUCGUUGAGUUUAGUUUUUAAACUGCUUUUAUUUCACAAUAAAAUACUAAAGAGACAGCAAAGUACCUCUGAAGAUACAUUCUAUUUAUAAUCAUUUAAAUACAUGACUUCUGGAGCAAUUUAAUCUUGCUUUACGAAAAAUUCCUUCAUACAUUCAUUUAUGGUCAUUUGUGAUGCACAACAAAAUUUCCUCCUUCUCCCUUUCAAAGCUGUCCACUGCUCUUUUCACCACGCAUUCCACAUCGAUGUCUUCAUCAUCAGGAAAAGAAGCUUCACGCAGGAACUGUUUCCGAAGAUUGUGAAGAAACAUUGCUUUCGAUUCAUUCAGCUGAGCAGCCAAAGAGCGCAUGUGAUCCGGGGGCACUUGUUUUUCUGGGGGUUAGAAUUAUAAAAUGAUUGCUGUGCAGUGGUGCAAAUAAGUUGGUGACACAGCAUUGCAAAUAAACAGUAUGUUAACUUGC
Betta splendens (Siamese fighting fish) is the source of this 2839-nucleotide messenger RNA. RefSeq names its product zinc finger protein Pegasus-like. The transcript has 3 exons. Bases 196 to 1491 code for a protein of 431 amino acids. Gene Ontology annotation, biological process: regulation of transcription by RNA polymerase II. NCBI's taxonomy places the organism in Eukaryota, Metazoa, Chordata, Actinopteri, Anabantiformes, Osphronemidae. Gene Ontology annotation, molecular function: DNA-binding transcription factor activity; RNA polymerase II cis-regulatory region sequence-specific DNA binding. The record is from RefSeq and is a predicted model, not a curated record.